AUGAUGAGUCCAAAUAAAUACAAAAAUAAUUCAAACUCAUCAAUGGCGUCUAACGGAUACUCAGCGACUUCCAAGCAAACCAAGGGCUUCAAUCCACCACCUUGUGAGUCGGUAAACUGUAUGUCGAUGCCAUGGUUCGGCAUGGAUAUCGGUGGUACCCUUUGCAAACUGGUGUACUUUGAGCCAAAAGAUAUCACGAGGGACGAAGCCGAUGCAGAAGUUGAAACUUUAAAAAAUAUUAGGAGAUAUUUGACGAAAAAUUCAGCCUACGGGAAAACUGGACACCGAGAUACUCAUCUUCAGAUGGACAACGUUGAAAUCCGCGGCAGAAGAGGAACCCUUCACUUCAUAAGAUUUCCCACCAGUGAAAUGGGAAAUUUUUUAGCACUGGCGAAGUCUAAGGGUAUGGCGAACUUAGUGACCACAGUGUGCGCGACAGGAGGAGGUGCUUUCAAAUUCGAGGACAAUUUCAAGCGAGAGGUGAAUAUGAGCCUCGCUAAAUUCGACGAAUUGCACAGUUUAAUCCGAGGGAUGCUCUACAUCGAGACGACGAAUCCUCACGAGUGCUACUACUGGGCAGAUCCUACUGAUGACACACUUUGCCAUAAAGUUCCUUUUGAUUUUUCCGAGCCUUAUCCCUUUAUACUGGUAAAUAUUGGAUCCGGAGUCAGCAUACUAGCGGUGUACGGCCCCGACAACUUUAAAAGAAUAUCCGGCACCAGUUUAGGAGGUGGUACAUUUUUAGGACUCUGUUGUUUGCUAACUGGCUGCAAUACUUUUGAAGAAGCCAUUGAAUUGGCCACAGGAGGCGACAACACUCGGGUGGAUAAGUUGGUUAAGGAUAUUUACGGUGGUGAUUAUGGUCCUUUCUGUCUUCCGGGUGAUCUGGUCGCUAGC
Molecule: messenger RNA, 897 nt
Organism: Cotesia congregata
Lineage: Eukaryota; Metazoa; Arthropoda; Insecta; Hymenoptera; Braconidae
Source: the annotation of a GenBank genome assembly